Messenger RNA from Parasteatoda tepidariorum (common house spider), 411 nucleotides. Lineage: Eukaryota; Metazoa; Arthropoda; Arachnida; Araneae; Theridiidae. The record is from RefSeq and is a predicted model, not a curated record.
UAUAAUUUGUAUGGGGAGGCAGUAAUAAAAGCCUGCAUUGAAGCUGGAACUCAUCACAUAGACCUCAGUGCUGAAACAAAGACAAUAGUAGGGGAGANCGUUUUUUCUUUCCAGUAUAAUUUGUAUGGGGAGGCAGUAAUAAAAGCCUGCAUUGAAGCUGGAACUCAUCACAUAGACCUCAGUGCUGAAACAAAGUAUUUAGAAGAAACGCAAACGCAAUACUUUCAAGCUGCUCGAGAAAAAAAUGUAUACAUUGUGCUAGCUUGUGGAAUGGGAUUUCUUAUUGAUGAUUAUGGAAUUAGUGCCUUAAAGAAACAUUUCCCUGGGGAUUUGAAUGCUGUGGAAUAUUUUGAAACUUUAAAAAUAGGACCUGACGUAAGUAAAAAUCUUUUUUGAUAUUUUGUGCAAACU